Molecule: messenger RNA, 4816 nt
Organism: Pecten maximus
Lineage: Eukaryota; Metazoa; Mollusca; Bivalvia; Pectinida; Pectinidae
Exons: 12
Coding region: 98-1735 (545 amino acids)
Source: RefSeq, a predicted model, not a curated record
GUCACAUGAUAAACAAAUAUCGUUGCAGGACCUUGGCAAGGUGCCCUGAAGGUGUUUGGUCUAUGAAUGAAUAUUUAAUGAUGUCAUAGACAACUCCAUGAUGGCACUGAAAACUAAAACCCAUCUAUCCAGCACGCUGCCACAUGUUUUGAGGGAAUAUGUGCCGGAAUAUGAACCUAAACAGACAUCUCCUGCCAAAAGUUUGACACUGUCCAGACUUGAGUCACCAUCAAAAUCUGACCAGUCUGAGGGUCAGCAAUCGAGCCGAGAUUUGACCAGGCAGCAGUCACGUCGUACCAAUGACCAGACAAAGACGGCCAGCCCAUCACCCAGCCAUUAUCAUGGACAUAAAAAGAAACAGAUGAGUGAUAAUCAGCGCCAUGAACAUCUGUCAGAAAAAUGGGAUUUGGCCAAGAGUGAGGUACGACACGACCAAUACGAACAACUCCUUGAGAAGUUAUCACUCCAAAAACAGCUUAUACAGAAACAAGAUCUGUACGCCCAGCAGAGGAGAGAGGAAGCCGAUCGACUACAGUUACAGAAAAGAGAAAGCGAAAAAGCCAAGAAAAAUGCUCGGGAAGCAGCUCUUGAGAAGAAGUGUAAAGAAUCAUUGGAGGAAGACAAAAAGGCUGUCCUUUUGGAAAAGAAAAAGAAUGCCAAAUUGGCUUCCAACAGUGACCAACCUGGAAAUGGAAAUGAUUUCAGCAAGGCAACGGGUGCUGGGAAGUCCGGGGGAUUCCAGGCAACGCUACCCCCGAUGUCUAGAACUCCCUCCAACUUAAAUACAAAGGAGGCCAAGAAGAAUUGGCAGCAGCCAAGCAAGGAGGAGUUACAAUGGUAUCAGAGUCAACUAUACGAUAUGUUCGGAGAAGAUGCAGACACCUUCCUGCAUCCGAAAAUGGAACAGCAAGUCAAGGUUAACCCGGCUCUUGCCAAACAGGGAGGAUCAACCCAGAAAAUGGACCAAAUUAUGGAGGAUUUAUCUUUUGAAGGCUUAGGAAGGAUUGGGGCUGCUAAACUGUGGGAAACUCUACGGAAAGAGUCAAUAAUGCGCUUGCUGCGUGAAGACGCCAACAUUCCCAAAGAGCUAAAGGAAACUUACAGUGCCUUUGUUCGUCAAAGCCUCGGAAGCCAGCGUCGGAUCGUACGCAGAAACUUCUUUGCUGAAGAUGAUCGAAGGAAAAGGAGGGUGAGAGUCCCAGAGUUGGCGAGACUCCAGGAUGAGUCGAUGCUCACUGGUGUUCGGCAUAACAAACACAAAAUGGACUUGAUGUAUCGAGCCUCUAUCAGCAACAUGGACCGUACACGGAUCCUUAGCCAUAACAACCCUCUUCCAAACCUCGCGGAAGGGGAAGAUAACUCAGUCGGCCGAUAUCUACCAUCGUGGCUAGAUAUUAGUGAUGAUGACUCUAUCCCAGAAUACACCAAGUGGCUACAGAAUAAACGGCAAACAGCAACGCCGCGGGUCGACAGUAGCAAACAGAAGGACCCUUGGUCACGAGAGGAACUUGACGAUGAAUUGAUCCUUCUAAUGUCUAGAAAACAAAAGCCCAGCCCCAGGCCAAAGUAUAUCUUUAUGACAGAAAAAGAUUCUAGGGUCAAAGGUCAAUUUGCGGACAAGUUUAAGGAAGAUCGGGAAUAUAAGGAUAUUCCACGUCCCUAUGCAGGCGGACAUCCAGACUUGAAGUCCAAGUCAGUAAUGGGGCAUGUCGGAGACCUCCGUCACCUCCAGUAAACGAGCAGAAUCAGCACCUUUACCUCAGAAGUUUGUGAAUAACUAUGAGUCUUAUACAACACCCUGGGAACCCCUGAGUAUGAACGCCUUGAUGGAAUAUAAAGAACGACUGGAAACUGAGGGGGAAGGAGAUUUCAACAUGGGUCGUGCCAAGGUGUGGAAAACAGAGUUAAAGGUCUCAUAAAUAUCACCUAUCAGUUUCCUGAAAUAACAUGUGACUGCCAAAUUUGAUUCAUUGAUGUCAUCGACAUGCAAUGCUUUGUUAGGAAGUAUUUUGUAUUGUAUGAAAGGACAAUUAGUUCACUGGUGGUCGUGGAGUGUUAAAACCUUUGACUUGAUUAAACUAUAAGGAAGAAAAACAUAAUUACCAUAUUUGAUGUAAUAAACGCCCCUGCCCCAGAUUUUUUCAACAAAAGAGGAAGUUUGCGCUUGUUGAUACAUACAUUUAUAAACUUUCCUUAUCUCACAAAUCUGCUAACAUUAUCUCCAGUCUUUAAACCUAAGGCUCUGGAUUGUUUUGCUACAUAAAAAUAGGCCCUAUAUGAAAACAAAUUAUUAUAACUUUCCACCCAGAUUUCUCAAGGAAGUGUUUCCCUGUUCAUGGUUUUGUUAAGCUUACUCCUGUUGUGUUUUUGUAAAAGCACAGUGGGCUUAUUUGGUCAAAUAUGGUAUUUAGCAACUGAAGAUUCGCUCAAUUAAAUCAAAACAUGAUUUUCACAGGAGAAAGGUCAAUUUGUCAAUAAACUCAAAUUAUGUACUUUUUGUUUGUCAUAUGUUCGUGGAUACAAAAUAUGUGAUUAUUUUGUUGCAUUCCAAACAUAUUUUUAUUAAUUCAAUUUACUUGUGCAUGUGAUCCAAGGGCCAUGACUCCUUGCUGUACUUGUCAUUCUACUCUGCAAAACAAAAAUGAUGAAUUGUAUCUGAUUUAAAUUGAUGAUAAAAAAUGUCAUGAUAUUUGAGUUUUGAUGAAUUUCUUCAAAUUAUAAAUUCAAUAGAAGCAUUAACAAGAAAUAAUGAUAUAUUUUAAACUUUUGAAAAAUUUUGAUAUCUAUUUAAACUAUGUUGUGAGUAUUAAAAAUAGUGCUUUAAGAAAUAUAAAAUGCAAAUGAAGAACUAUCUACAGUAUAUAUUUUUAGUUUUAGCCAAAAAAAGAGAUUCUUAAUGAGUCAUUUGUAUAUUGUAUCUAUAUAUUUGAUUGAUUGAUGGGGCUUAACGUCCUUGUUCCAGUUGUAACCGAGACUAGGACACAAUAUCUAUGUGUUGUUGGUGUGUGUACUUUUAAAGUGCUCUAUUUUUCCUAAUGCAAUUUUCUCUUAAACCGAACAACUUAUAUAAUGUGUUUGAUACAUUUAAUUAUAUAUAUUAUUUGAUAUACAGAAACCAAAGACCAAAAAUCAAUAUGCAUUACAAUUUUGGUUGUGCUUCAAUAUAUGUAUUUGUAAGUAUAAACUACAUAAGAAACAUUUAUUGCCUUUGUAAGAGUUUAACCAUCUCUGCAUGUCCCCCUAGAAAUUCACUUGGUUCUAUGUUUAGCCAUUUAGAUAGUAAAUGUUAUUUGUAUUUGCACAGUAUCAUAGUAAUUUGAAAUGAUUAUAGUCAAAAUUGAUGUCAGUUUUUUUUUUAGAUUUUAUUAUUAUUUUUUAAUUGUUUGUUUGUUGAAUUAUUGUUGUUAUGACGAUUAUCCUAUUUAUAAAAAAAAUUGUUUUAUAAAUAUUCAUAUACUUUAAAUGUUUGUGAUUUUAUAGCAUUUCUGUGAUAAUAGAAUUUUGAGGUUACAUUUCAAUAAAUGAAAACUGAUUACAAGUAUAUGUUUUUUUUAAUCAGAUUUCGUCUGUUUCUUUAACAUUUUAGAAAAAGGCCAUGUCAGAAAAUAAUAAUUAUCAUAAAGAUGUUUAGAAAUCUGAUUUUAUAAAAUUCUACAAAGUAGUUGAAAAAGGCCGUAUUAAGAUUUUUGAUUAUAUUAUAUGAUCUCUAUUAAUUGACUUGUAUUAGAUAUUUGUUGACAAUAAAAAAAAUAAACAUUUUUGUGUUUUUAUAUUAAAAGGUAUUCUAUCCUCAAAAUAUUUUUGAAUAUUUCUUGCCUUUUCAAUUAAGCUAUUUUAUUUCGGACAUUUAUGUGGUGAAAUAUUUUCAGUAUCUUUAUAGAAAAAAAUUCAAUGAAUUGUAUAUUACCGGGUAGAAGUUUUUGGUAAACCUGUUUUGAAAUUUGUUUUGAUAGCUGCAUGUACUUAGUUUAAACUUCAUAUACAUUUUGUACAUAUAUUCACAUUUUGUGCUCUAUUUUAUAACUAUCUUGUUUCAAGAAAAGUUAACUUGUUAUUUUUAUGUAAAAUCGAAUGUGAACAACUACAGCAACAUUGAGUUACAAUGUCUAGUACAGCCUCUUGUAUUCUGACAAAACUGUUUAUAAAUUUAUAAUUUUAACGAUGAAAAUCAAAACAAGAAAAUUAAGAUAUCAAAAGUUGAAAAUUCAGAGGAAAAAUUUAAAAGAAUACAUGACAGUUACACAAAUUUCCUCAUACAUGUAUUUAAUUAUGUAUAGACUGUAAAAUACAUUUUUUUCAUUUUAUAAAAUAAAGAAAUUUUUAUCUUCGUUAACCCAUAAAUAUCACCUAGCCUCACCAAUAGCAUUAAGUACAGAAAAUACAUUCUUUAGAUUUGUCAUUAAUAUUAAAGAAAAAAUAAUUUGAUGACUUAUGGAAUCAUCAUUAUCGCCUAUUUAAUAAUAACUUUGAUGAAUUAUCAUUAUAUCGUCUAUUUUGUGUAUAUCAUUGUAAAUUUUAAAGUUGAAACGCACAUCUAUUUAUCAUCGAUUCCGUCCAUUCGACAAGUAAGAGAUUACAAUAUGUCGCACGACUUCCAGAGUCGUGACCAAACUGAUUAUUUGGUGCUAUGGGUAUAACCAUAGUAUGAUAUACAAGAUGUAUAUAGAAUUGUUUGUAGUACAGAGAAUGUACACACAUGUAGUUGGGACAAAAAUGUAUAAAUUAUCUUUUCUGAUGAAAUUUAUGUACUGAUGAAUUUCACUUUCAUAUUUUCAAUUGAAUAUAUGUAUGAAAUAAAUUAUUUUUACUGAAGAUU